UCAGUGACAUGUUAAGGAAUUUGCAGACUCUUCCCUUUGUCAUGUCCUUUUCUCUCGAUAUUUUAACCCUUUCACAAUCAUCAUUCUGUUUUCUUCUAACUCUUUCUUAUAUACUACUACUAUGAUGCUAUACUACUACUAUUAUUAUCAAGCUAAGUAGAACCGAAAAAAAGUGAUUUUUUGAGGACCCUUUUGGAUUUGGAAAUGGCUAGUUGUGGGAGGGAAGGUGUGGUGAGACAAUAUGUAAGAUCGAAAGUUCCUCGUUUGAGAUGGACACCAGAACUUCAUCGUUGCUUUGUUUAUGCCAUUGAAACUCUUGGUGGUCAUCAAAAGGCUACUCCUAAGCUUGUUCUUCAGUUGAUGGAUGUUAAAGGGCUUACAAUUUCACAUGUCAAAAGCCAUUUGCAGAUGUAUAGGAGCAUGAGAAAUGACUCAUGUAAUAACCAAGAUAGGACUAUACCCGUACAUAAAAGACAAUCUUUUCAAGAGAAUGAUGAUGGUUUUGGAAAUGAAUCUAUUGGAAAGGAAUCUGAUUCCCUCUUUAGCUACACAAAUUUCUCCCCAAAAAGAGCUAGAAUCGAGAAGAAAAGUUCAUUCUCAGGAAUCUUAGAAUGCAGGGAAAGUUUAUGUGAAGCAGUUCCAAAUCCAUACACAAGAUUCUAUGAUUAUGUGCAUGACAUGGUUCAGGAACAGCAGAAAGGAAUAAAGAACAUUUGUGUUGAUGGUUCAAUAUGGAAGAUCACUCCUGAACCACAAUAUUGCAAAAUGCUACCAAAACAAGAAACUCAUUUGCUUAAGGUUACAAAGUUAAGUGAAAAAAAGAAUGUGAAUGAAAAGAGUGUACGUGCAGAAGAAGAAGGUUGUGAAUUGUCAUUGUCAAUUUCAUUGCCUCAAAAAAAUAAUGAUGUGAGAGACUCUGGAUUUAGUAACUAUAUGGGUUGUUCUACUGUCCAAAACAGAAUUAAUUUGGAUCUAUCUUUGGCCAUUUGAAUGUUAAGUGAAUUGUGUUUUUUUUAUGCAUGUUAGUACUUAGUACUAACAUUCCUAGAAAGGUAGUACUAUUAUACUCUUGGAACAAAACAUUGGUGUAUAUAUUCUGAAACCGCAUG
Molecule: messenger RNA, 1109 nt
Organism: Vicia villosa (hairy vetch)
Lineage: Eukaryota; Viridiplantae; Streptophyta; Magnoliopsida; Fabales; Fabaceae
Product: myb family transcription factor MOF1-like
Exons: 5
Coding region: 205-990 (261 amino acids)
Molecular function (GO): DNA-binding transcription factor activity; DNA binding
Source: RefSeq, a predicted model, not a curated record